This is a messenger RNA of Alternaria conjuncta, 1344 nucleotides long. RefSeq lists its product as uncharacterized. Gene Ontology annotation, biological process: retrograde vesicle-mediated transport, Golgi to endoplasmic reticulum. Gene Ontology annotation, molecular function: SNAP receptor activity. The transcript is spliced from 2 exons. Bases 1 to 1344 code for a protein of 447 amino acids. The record is from RefSeq and is a predicted model, not a curated record. Gene Ontology annotation, cellular component: SNARE complex; endoplasmic reticulum. Lineage: Eukaryota; Fungi; Ascomycota; Dothideomycetes; Pleosporales; Pleosporaceae.
AUGGCACCUCUCCCCUCCACCACGCACACUCUCACCACCCGCCUAAGCGCCCUUUCCGAAGCCAACAAAGGUGUCGGCCAACUCAUCCAACGACUAGCCAAGCUAGAUUUUCAGCCAGGCUCGCAGCCUCUCGACAAUUCUGACGAAGGCGACGUAAGGUUGGAACUCAGUGCCGAGAUACACGAGACUCUGAAGGGCAUAGAGGAGGAACUUGAACUUCUGAGGCAAGAGGUCGAGGACGUUACAUCACAAGGAGGCAUUACAGGAAGAAGACGGGAUAGCAGCAAGGACAGCGAGAGGAGUAGACUUGCUGUGCUACUUGCGAGAUUGACCGAGGACCUGAAGUUAUCGCGAUCACAAUAUCGGAAAGCGCAACUCACAGCCAAGCACAACGCCGACCGCGCAAAGCUCAAAGAACGCGAACUCCUCUUCUCCAACCUACAAUCAGGCUCCUCCACCCCAUCUUCCACAUAUCGCCAGAGAAAGCAACAACAAGGGCUAUCGGAAGGCGAAGUCGUCGCGCAAGCCUCCUCAGACGUCACAUCUGCUCUGCGCCGGACAGCCCAGUUGAUGAAAGACGAGCUAUCACGCUCACGAUUCGCACAAGAAACACUCGAACAGACCAACGCCGCACUACAAGACCUUGGGGAGCAGUACUCAGAUCUGAACACCCUACUAGCCAACAGCAAGAACUUGGUUUCGACACUCCUGAAGAGCACAAAGAGCGACACGUGGUAUCUUGAGACCACCUUCUACAUCCUCAUAACAACUAUCAUCUGGCUUGUAUUCCGUCGCUGGCUAUACGGACCGCUCACCUGGUUCAUCAUCUGGCCAGUCAAACUUACCUUUCGCAUCCUUUUCGCCGUCCUACCCUUCGGCGCCGCAUCCUCAGCCGCAUCCUCGAGCGUCGCGGUAUCCUCGUCCUCAAGAACCCUCAUCGUCCAACCUAGCGCAACAGGUGGCAUACCCCGACGCGAACCUAACGCCCAAGGACACUACAUACCUGUCGGUCGCGGAGGCGGAGUGAAUCGACAAGGCCAGGAUCCUAGUCCACAAGGCUCAUACUCGCAACAAGUAGGCAAGAUGGCGGAACAAAACCAACAACAGCAGCAAGAAGAGGUGCCCGACCACCCUCAAUUCAGACAACCGAGGAAGGAUGAAGACGAAGGACCGGUCACACUGGGCGACGGGACUGUGUUGCAGGAGAGCGAUAAGCCGAGAAAUCCAAAGAAGAAGAUGUGGGAGGAGGAUGUGGAGAGUGCGAAGCGUGAGGAGGCGCAGGCGCAGGAAACACCGGCACAACAGGAAGGAAGUGGACAAAGGCGGAAGAGAGAUGAGCUAUGA